AUGAGUGGCGUUACCAAGCCGCGCGCCCGUUCCCGGCAUCUUGACAUCUGGCUGCUGUGCACGUUCGGCUUCCUCAGCAUGGUGCUCUCGUCCAGUCUGGUACUGUUGUUCCACAUCUUCGGAAGACAACUUUUCCCGUACUACGAUGAGCCUCCGCCGUUCAAACUACCGUCCUUCGUGCUACCGUACUACUACGAGCUGAAUCUCAAGAUCUACCCCAUUCUGAACGCUAAACACGACUUUGGCGAGUACAACAACACGAUCCACGGUCAAGUGGAUGUGCACUUCAAGUGCUACGAGAGCACGUCGAUCAUCAUUAUGAAUGCUUACGACCUUAGCAUCUCUAAGUCGCUGGUGAUUCGCGAUCUCAAGGAAAUCGACCUGAUAGAAGUGAUUGGCAUCAGAUACUACCACGCCCAUCGGCAGGUGGUGUUCUUUCUGCAGAAGCCGUUGAAGAAGGGCCACAAGUAUGGAUUGUUCAUGAACUACAUCGCCAGGAUUGGGGAUGACAGGCUAAAGAACAAGGAGGAGAAGGUCGGAGCCUACACGAGUCCGGUGGACGAUAAUGAGAUUGAGUGAGUGUAAUAUCGUUAAUGGCUGAUUGUUUUUGCAGCAAAGUUCUGGUUACCCAAUUCCAAUUCUUCGAGGCCUCCAGGGUGUUCCCGUGCUUCGACGAGCCGGACAAGAAGGCCAAUUUCAAUUUGAAUUUAAUUUACCCCAGCGGCUACCAUGCCGUCUCUAACAUGCCGGAGGUCGGGACACACAACAUCAACAGGUGAGAUGUGUAUUCUUUACCUUGUUCUGAACUUAUUACUGUAACUACUACCGUUUCUCUGGACUUAUUGCAUGUAGAUUUAAACUAUUCACGUUAUGUUUGAAACGAAGGUCUAUUUUGUAAUACACAUCUUGCUCUCAUACUGUAUAUAACGUUAUACAAACAGGGUUACGAUCACAAGAGCAAGGUUAUCAUUAUGGGAGCAAGAUUACCUAAAAUAUAACACUUUCUUUAAAAGUAUAUUAAGUUAACGUUACAGACACUGGAAACACACAGAAUUCGAUUCGACUCCCCUAAUGUCGCCGUACCUGUUCGCUUUUUACAUUGGCAACUUUGGAGUAUCAGAAGUGGCAUCCAAUGGGUUCAGUAUCAGAUUCUUUGCUCGGAAUGACACUCUGCCCAGAGUACUACCGGCUCAGAAUCUUGCUGUAGCUGCUGUAAAUUACUUCCAAGAUUACUUUGGAAUUCAGCUACCGGUACCUAAAAUUGGUAGGUUUACUGUAACGUAUAGCUUUACUGUAAUUUUACUGUUUUACAAAAUAAUUAGCAUGGUAUUUGGUGUCAUGUUACUAUUGGUAUAGCAGGUGUCAUAAACUCAAAGAAAAUUUAUUAUUUUUUGGCCAAAAAGUUCAUAGAACUUUGAAAAAAUGCUAGUUACUGUGAAGUGUUUACAAUUACACAGCCAUUCUACAAACGUUUAGACAAAUACUGAGUAUCUAACCUUUAGAGAAACCUCGUAUUAUCAUUGUAGUAACUUUAGAAUAAGAUACGACAAUUUCAGACUUCAUUGUGGUUGGAAAGUUGAUUGUUGCGGGAAUGGAGAACUGGGGCAUGGUUACAGUACGCGACUCGGAAAUCAUAUUUGACUACGGUAUUUCUGACGACGAGAGGUUUUUCCAGAAGACAGCCGAUGUUAUUAUACAUGAGAUAUGUCAUCAGGUAAGGUUUUUUACUACUGUAUAUUUUGUAUUUCAAAACUUUUUGCAAUACUGUAAUUUUGGACCGCGCAAAAAAAUUAAAACUGCACGGUGCAAGGCCGAAAGCUUUCAAAGGUGACAUUUUGAACUAACGUAUUAUAUAUGACAUCUACAUACUUUGUGUACUCUUCUUGUUACAUCUGAAAUGUCAUCUUUCUUCGUAUACCAAUUAUACUACCCAUGCAUGUACGUAUGUAUAUCAUUUUAGUGGGUCGGUAAUUUGGUGAGUCCGAAGACGUGGGACGAGUACUGGUUCUUCGAAGGCAUGACAGCGUACAUCUCUAAUAAUGCCAUGUCACAUGUGGUCAAGGAUCCCUUCAUUGAGGUCUGUUCCAUGUUACUUUAGACUUUGGGUCACAAUUACAAUUAAAAAAGACGGAUAAUAAAAUGUACUGUGUACAGUAUGAUACGUACUUUGAUUAUAAUAGUAUUAACAGUAAAUUGAAAGCUUGUUACUUUAUCGACAGUAAUAGUGAUGUCGAGUCAAAAAAUUCAUAGAAAGUAAAACACAAUUCAAAAAUUGAACAAAUAUAACAUUCCACUAACUUUUUGACCGAUAUGAAUAUAAACAAACCUAUAUUUUCAUAUACAAAAUAUAACUUCAGGAGAUCCUCCGCUUCCGCGACAAAGAAAUGACAAUAGAUAUGGAUGAGAUUGGCGGUCAUGUAAUGAGGACGUUGAUAAAAGGUCCAGUAGUACACAGCCAGUUACCGUCACCCUUCUUCUACAAGAAAGGUUACUGUGUUCUGAAGAUUCUCGAAGCUACGAUAGGUCAGGAUACGAUUACAGAAGCCAUUCAACAGUAUUUAACCAAAUAUUCAUAUGGCUCAGCGACGGCCAAAGACUUUUUCGACAUUCUGGAUGAGUAUGUUGUUGUAGAUAUUAUUGUUACAACUUCAGUUAGAAAUUUUUUUUAGAAAAUUGAAUACAUAACUUUUGAAAAGCAUUUAAAGUUUGACAUCUUUUGAAGUUUUCAAGCUUACAUAGUGUGUUUUGGCAGAGUUACAGCCGUUUGAAUAUAUCAGAAGCCUAAAAAGUUAUAUUAUUAUAGAUCUUAUUUUUUUAAUCCUUUAGUUGACAAACAACGCCAACUUUACCUAAUUUUAUGCAAACAUAAAUAUAUUUGAUUCAGAAUCCUAGAAGCCCAGAAUCAUCCCCUACUAUCAAUGGGCAUCUCAUCGAUGAAUUUUGUCUACAGUUGGGCCACAAAUCCUGGGAUUCCAGAAGUCAGUGUCAAGAAACUGAAUGCUACACAUUCCAUCGUAUCUCAAGGCAUCUAUGACCCACUUGGUAUAAACAAUGAGAGGUUCAAGAACCUUGAUUGGAUUAUUCCAAUUGUUUACAACCACGAUGGUCAACAAGAAAUGGCAAUAUUAUCUAAUGGAGACCAAUGUAAGAUGGAUAACAUCACUGUUUUUGUUGAUUUUUGGUGUAUUUAUGCGGAUUUUGUAACUUUAAAGCUUGUUGAAUAUAGAAAAAUUAUUUUUUUUUUAAAUGACGGCUUUUUUAUGUCUCUUAUACCUAAACAUUAAAAAUAUCUAAUAAAGUCUAAAGAACUUGAAAAAAGCAAGAUUAUACCUGAUUUCAGUGCAAAUACCGACCAAAAUCAUCAGCCACAAAAUGUUAUACCUAAUAAAAUACGACCAGAACAGUGUUCUCGACCUCAUUGAUGAAAUGGACUCAGAAGACGAGCGUACCAACUUCUUUCUCAACGUCUACUUCUUGAUGUUGAAGGGCGACCUUCCUCUGGAUACUGUAAUCACGGCCAUGAAGAAGCUAUUGAACACAGACUCCAGAUUAAGUGUCUUUACCUACUUCUUAUUGUCCCGACAUUUAUUGACCAUUUUCUACGACAGCCCGCUUAGGGCGCAGCUCGAACUUGUAUUCGGCCGACCGUUGGAGGAUGCUUUUGAUGAAUAUGUGGUUAACUACAGUAAUGACUUUGGUAUCCAUAAACAGUAAGUUGAAAUAAACGUUUAGACCUAUUUAAGCAUAUAAGUGAAUUUAAAAGAUUAAUGAAUUUAGUGGAACUAAUUAAUGUUAUCCUUGCAGACAUCUCGCUGAAACUUUGAUGUUAUUCAUGUGUGAACUACAAUACAAACCAUGUGUGUCGAUGGCCAUAAAUUAUUUAAAGGACAUUAAACAGAGCUGUGAGAACACCACGGAAAGAGAUUGCAUCGAGUAAGUAGAGCUACUAUAAUAUAAUUUCGAAAAUUGUUUAAAUUUCAAAGAAUUUUGACUUUCUAAACUUACAAGGAAAGUACCCUAACUGCCCCGCUCAGAAUCAGCUCAAAAUUUUUAUAUGAAUUCUUUGUACCACCAAUGGUACCCAUAAAAAAUUUUAGCUCGCGCUCUUGAGGUUUAAAUUUAAAUUAUUUGGGUACCCCGCCAAUUUGGCAAAUUUGGCAUUGUGUUUCAAGCACUUUUUCGGCUUUCCAGACAAGAUACGCUUACAAUUUAAAAAUGUAGGUUUAUUUAAAGGUUUUCUACUAGUAUAUCAAAGAAAAAUUAUUAAAAGUCAAAACCUGACAAAGUUACAAGCUUGAAACACAAUGCCAAGUUGGCGGAAAAUUCAAAAUGGCAUUUUUUAAUCUCGAUUUUCUCGAGAUUUCCUGAAAAGCGCGAUUUAGUACUUUGCUGAAGAUCUUAUAUUUACAUGAUCUUUCUAUAUAAAAAGUUUGAAAUCAAUCAGAGCGGGGCAGGUCGGGCACUUUCCUUGUUAAUGGAGUUUUUGAAAAGAUUAUUAAAAUAUAGAUUCUGUAUUACAAAUCUUUAACUACAAGUUCCUUCCGUUUAGUCAGGAAAACAAAGGACUUGUGACAUUAACAUAGACUAAAGAUGACGCCUUUGUUUACGCACGUUUAAAGUUAUUUCUGGCUGUAGUAAUUAAAAGAAAGAUCAAAACUUUGAUGAAAUGUUACAUUUUUUAUAAUAAAGUACCAAAUUUUAGUUUUUAGAGUAAGCUUUAGGCCAGAAUAUUUCGAUAAUUUACUAUAAUAUGUUAUAAUACCUUAUCUUAAUAUGCUAUCCCACUAUACUACGAUUCGUACUCGCAAACAGUAAAGCUUAAGAGCAGAAAUGGGUUUAUAUUUAUAAAUUUUAGGUGUCAUUACAAUCCGUCAUCCCUUUUUUAUUUCCUUAACGUAUUUUACACUUGCAGUACACCUAUACCACUACGAAGAGGUAUCUACAACACAAUCGUAUCUACGGGAAACCAGAAAGACGUUAAGUUUUUACAAACGGCGAUAACACGCAGAACAGACUACAGUAAACUCAACAUAGCCUUCUCUUUCCAAUCGUACGACGACAAGGAUGGGAAGUACGAUGAACUUCAGAAUCCGGUAGCCAGUGUAACGUUGAAGGGCAAAGGCGCUCUUAAGAACGGAGUCAGUAUGAAAGUAAUCGACUUUGUGAGGUCGUUUGUAACGGAAAACUGCAAAAAACGACCCGUCUCUCACUUUAGGUUCUUGAUGAAGUCGCUGGAGUUCGCUUCUCUCUACGCCAACGACUUCAUGGACGACUUCUUCAGACACAACAACUGCACGGAGGUUUUCAUAGCAUCCAAGACGCCCGAAUUCGGAUGUGAGAUGCUGAAACGGCGCAGCGAUCGUAGGAAAAGCAUAUUUUUAAACAAUGUGGACAUUUUGUCAAAAAUCGUUUAAAUUCCGUCAUAUCACUUAUCGUAACUGUUACAAUAAACUUAAGUUAUGUGUAUUAAUAUGUAUCAAGUUGUUUUAUAAAUUCUAAAACGUUUUCUAUGACGUAUUUUCAGUUUUUACAAACAAUAUAAACUAACUUGUACAAAAGCUUUUACAAACACAAUAAAAUCAGAGAGUUUUUAUCGUAUAAUAUGGCAAUGCAGCCUGCAGUUCGCAAGAAAAAUAAAAUAUUUUCGGAAAAAUAUUGCAAUUCCGUUUCUUACGAUAUAAGGAAGCGCUUACCAAAGUUUGUGAUAAAAUAACCUUCAAGAUGACGGAAGAAUUUGCUCAAGCAGUAGAAGUAGUUUCAGAUGUUACUAAAGAUGAACAGGUUGAGGACGUAGAGAUUGAAGAGUUGUCGUUCCGUCUGAAAAUUGUGAACUUCCCUAAAUUUUUAAAGUACCCACAAGUAAAACAGUUUCUUGAAAGGUAAGUAGAAUACAUUAAUAUUUUAGAAAUUUUUUUUUGAACUGAAUUUUGAUUGUUUUUGAUAUCUUGUGCUAAUUUUGUUUUUUCAGCAAUCUAAAAGGUUUAUCAUGGAGAAAGCUGAAGGCUGUACCUGGAGUGGCCUACUUCAGUAUGACGAACGAAGACGAUGUUUUAAAGGCUUUGGAGACGAUAAAUAACAAACAGUAUAAGGGGAAGACCUUGGAAGUUAAGAGGGUUGCCAAUGAAAAGGAACAAACCGCUCGGGUAGGCCGUCUAUCUUAAUAUUCUUUUUUUAGAACGUGCCUAUGCUUUAAAUAGCUUAUAAAUGGUUAACGAAUUGUACUUCAUUAAAUAAAGUACAUUUUCAAUUGUCUUUAGAAGCCAAAUCCAGAAGACAAAAGGCUGAAGACGGCUUCGGAGAUCACAACACCUUAUAGUAACAUGGCUUAUGAGAAACAACUGGAGAUCAAGUUUGAGGAGUGUAAGAAGACUGCUUUAUCUUUCAUACGACAACUCAAAGAUGCUCAUUACGAGGGUGCUAGGUAUCUGAGAGCUGAACAGCUCGUUCGACCGGUAAGAUUACGUUGUUUUUAAUGUUUAGGUAACUGGUUCAAUGUGAAAAUGUCUGAGAGAUCUUUUUAAUAUCUGGUUUAGAUAAUAAGAUCACCAGUGUUGACCAACUAUCGUAACAAAUGUGAAUUCACGGUAGGAAGAGACAGUAAUGGAGAGCCUUGUGUUGGCUUCGUAUCUGGCAGGAUGGCCGAAAGGGAAAUUGUUGUUGUUUCGCCCUUCGACUCGGUUAUUCUGACUGAGAACACUUAUGCUAUUGUUAAGAAAUUCACGGAGUAUGUCAAGGCAUCUGGUAAGUCUGACUUUUUUGUUACUAAAUACUUACAAACUUAUGAAAACCUGUAGACGAGAUGUGGCAGGGUAUUUUAUAAAAUUCAAUAUAUAUUUUUCAGAUUUGCCAGUAUUCGAGGAGUUUGAAAGAAGCGGGUUCUGGAAGAUGUUGACGGUGCGAGACUUUGUGGGUGAUUGUAUGAUUAUAUUCACCACCCAUUCGUUGGAAGAUGCUGAGAAGUUACAGAAGGUUCAAAACGAGUUAGUAGAGUUGUUCCUUAAGUUUGGAGAUGUAAAGCAAGAAUUGGAAACACGAGUAACAUCCGUUUACUGGCAGAUUCUGGAAAACGCUAGCGAUCCUGUCGUGUAUCAGCAUUUGGCUGGUGAGUUUGAUGAUUAACAGUUUGAGGAGAUUUAAUUUGUUUUAUUAAUUUAAAUUUUUUAAAGUUUAUUUCACAUUACUGUAAACACUACAUGUCCUCAUGUAGUUUUUGAUAUAGUGAGUCUAAAAUUGACAACUACUAUUAAAAAUUGUUUUAGGUGUACCAUACUUGUACGAGACCGUUUUGGGCGUUCGAUUCAGAGUAUCUCCAGCUACUUUCUUCCAAACCAACUCACGAGGAGCAGAAGUGCUGUAUAGUACUAUUGGAGACGCUCUAGGGCUACCAGUUAUUCAAGCUGAGUCGGCCGCUGGUAUCAAAACAGAAGAUGUACCAACCGAUACUCACAAUGGAGGCCCUGAAGCAAAGAAACCAAAAUCUGAAGACAAAGCGGAUGUGACAGAGGUUAGCGAUACUUUAAAAGCUUGAAUAUAGAUUUAUACAAUUUUGAUGUAGGUUGUAUUUAUUACAAACAAGUAAAUCGGAACUUGUAGAAUGUAAAUUGCUUUAUCAAUAUAUCUUUUUUUAAAUCUAUAUGCUUCAUUGUAGAUCGAGAAUGGUUCUACAACAAAGCCUACGGUUGUACUGGAUAUUUGUUGUGGUGCUGGUACUAUCGGACAAUGCUUGUUGAGACGACUGGAGAGAGGGUCAAUGAAAGAAGCUAGCAAGUAUCUGUGUGUUGGUGUUGAACUGAUUGAGCAAGCUGUCAAAGAUGCCAGAGUCAACGCUAAUGACAAUGGUUUUGGAGAAAACAAGUAAGUGUUUAUUCAAAUGUUGAGGUACAAUUUGGUAUCUUAUAAAAAUUGUAUGUUUUUGUUAUUUAUAGAAAAUAUUAUUGUUUUUCGUACUCAUUUUAUAAAUUUAUCGUUUGUAUUUGUAGCUGCCGCUACCUGAGCGGCCAGGCCGAAGUCAUUUUUCCCGGACUCCAAUACCAUUUACCUAAAGGCAUAACGCUGGAAGAGAGUGAAGUAGUCGGCGUACUAGACCCACCCAGAGCUGGUAUCACUACAAAAGUCAUCAUAAGUUGUCGCAAACUGGAGUCCCUAAAGAAGUUGGUCUAUGUCAGUUGUGACCCCAAGGCAGCUUUGAAAAAUGUCGUUGAUCUAUGUCGCCCAACUUCCAAGAAAUACGAAGGCGAUCCGUUCAAGGUAGCCUUCAUUCAACCCGUCGACAUGUUCCCACAGACUUCUCACUUCGAAUGGGUUAUUCUUUUGCAUCGUUAG
Molecule: messenger RNA, 8322 nt
Organism: Bursaphelenchus okinawaensis
Lineage: Eukaryota; Metazoa; Nematoda; Chromadorea; Rhabditida; Aphelenchoididae
Source: the annotation of a GenBank genome assembly